This is a messenger RNA of Pelecanus crispus (Dalmatian pelican), 2232 nucleotides long. The record is from RefSeq and is a predicted model, not a curated record. NCBI's taxonomy places the organism in Eukaryota, Metazoa, Chordata, Aves, Pelecaniformes, Pelecanidae.
AUGGGGAGCUUGGAAGCCCUGCGGCUGGUGAACGGCCCGCACCGCUGCACUGGGAGGGUGGAGGUCUUUCACAACCAGCAGUGGGGGACCAUCUGCGAUGACGGCUGGGACCUGAAAGACGCAGCUGUGGUGUGCCAGCAGUUGGGCUGUGGGAUGGCUGUGUCAGCUCCAGGUUUAUCUGUGUUUGGGCAAGGAUUUGGCCCCAUCUGGCUACAUGGGGUGAGUUGCUUUGGGACAGAAGCCACCCUCGCUGAAUGCCCAGUCAAGCCUUGGUCAGACCAUGCAUGUAACCACAUGGAAGGUGCCAGUGUUGUCUGCUCAGGCUCAGGGAUUGCCAGCAUCCCCAGGCUUCGCCUGGUGGGUGGUUUGAACAAGUGUGCUGGGAGGGUUUUAUAUGUUUAUAUGUUUUAUAACUAUGAGUUGGGGACAGUCUGUGAUGACAGCUGGGACCUGGGAGACGCGGCGGUGGUCUGCCGGCAGCUGGGCAGUGGGGAGGCCCUCUCAGUCCCCACCUCAGCUCAGUUUGGGUGGGGAGCCGGCCCCAUCUGGCUGGAUGAUGUGGGCUGCACAGGACAGGAAACUGAGUUCUCCGAGUGCCAAGCCAAGAUGUGGGGCACCCACAGCUGCCACCGUGGGGGGGUCGCUGGCGUGGUGUGCACAGCCAACUCCAGCUCAGGCAGCCUGCGGCUGGUGGACGGGCCACACCGCUGCGCCGGGAGGGUGGAGGUGCUCAACGCUGGGCAGUGGGGGACAGUCUGUGACGAUGGCUGGGACAUGGACGAUGCGGCGGUGGUGUGCAGGCAGCUGGGCUGUGGCAGAGCUCAGGCAGCCCCUGGCCGGGCUCACUUUAAGCAGGGGAUGGGGAGCAUCUGGUUGGAUGAUGUGGCCUGCAUUGGGAGUGAGGAUGCCCUUGCCAAGUGCCGAGCCCGUCCCUGGGGGAAUAAUAACUGCAACCAUGGAGAAGAUGCCGGCGUGGUGUGCUCAGGUGCUGGCACAACCAACACAUCGACUGUCCGGCUUGUGGACGGCCCACAUGGCUGCUCUGGGAGGGUGGAGGUCUUUCACAACGAGAAAUGGGGGACGGUCUACCUGGCCAGGGCAGAGGUCCACCUGGCAGAAGGACCAAACCACUGCGGAGGGAGGGUGGAGGUGUUCCACGCUGGGCAGUGGGGGACGGUCUGCGACGAUGGCUGGGACCUGAACGACGCGGAGGUGGUGUGCAGGCAGGUGGGCUGGCGGGCAGCGGGCUGCGGCAGGGCCGUGGCAGCCCCUGGCCGGGCUCACUUCGGGCAGGGGUCGGGGCACAUCUGGCUGGAUGACAUGAGCUGCACCGGGAGCGAGGACAACCUCGCUCAGUGCCGAGCCCGUCCCUGGGGAAGGAGUAACUGCCACCACGGAGAAGAUGCCGGCGUGGUGUGCUCUGAUGCCAGCAUCACAGAGGAGGCACAGGUCCGCUUGGCCAACGGCCCGAACCGCUGUGCAGGGAGAGUGGAGGUGUUUCACGAACAGCGGUGGGGGACCAUCUGCGACGACAACUGGGAUUUGAAGGAGGCCAAGGUGGUCUGCCGGCAGCUGGGCUGUGGGACAGCUGUGUCAGCCCCGGGCCAAGCUCACUUUGGGCAAGGGUUGAACCCCAUCUGGCUGGAUGAGGUGGAGUGCACCGGCAUGGAGGCCACCUUCUCCCAGUGCAGCCUUAGCAGCUGGGGACUCCAUAACUGCAACCACGAGGAAGAUGCAGGAGUCGUGUGCUCAGGCACAAGCCCCUUGCAGGUACGGGUGCAGGAUGGUCCCGGUCCCUGCGCGGGGCGGGUGGAGGUGCUCUACAACGCUACCUGGUAUGGGGUGUGCAGCAGCGGCUGGAGCCUGCUGGAAGCCGGGGUGGUCUGCAGGCAGCUGGGCUGCGGGCCAGCCCAGUCGGCGCCCGUCGGAGCCCCGUUCGGCCAGCGGGACGGCCAUGCCUUGCUGGCGGGGCUGCGCGGUGCUUCACCAUCCUGCUCGGCGCUGAUAGCGCUGCUGGCCCUGGUGAUGCUGCUGAGCGGGGUUCUGCUGUGGCUCAACCUGAAGAGGAGGUACAUGGCAGCAACCCAGACUAGAGCGCGCUGGCACCCCAGGGACCAGAGCACUUCAGCGAUGUCCUUCCAGCCCGUGGGGGCCAUCUACCUCCCCACCACGGCAGAAGCCCCUGAGGACGCCGAGACGACGCAGCUCACGAAGGAAGACGCUGCCCCGUGA